Molecule: messenger RNA, 17265 nt
Organism: Drosophila hydei
Lineage: Eukaryota; Metazoa; Arthropoda; Insecta; Diptera; Drosophilidae
Gene: spen
Product: protein split ends
Exons: 11
Coding region: 82-16986 (5634 amino acids)
Biological process (GO): regulation of transcription by RNA polymerase II
Cellular component (GO): nucleus
Molecular function (GO): mRNA binding
Source: RefSeq, a predicted model, not a curated record
GAAGCUGCGGCUACUGCGACAGCGCAUCUAAAAAGUCCUGGUGGCAGUGGCAAUGCCGGCGUCUCAGCAGCUGGCAGCAUAAUGAGCUCACCGAUCAAUCAUCACUCACAUCCACAUCCACAUCAGCAUCAUCACUACAACAACACAUCCGCCUCGUAUUCAUCACCCGCCCACUCGCAUACGAUAGCAGCAGCAGCGGCGGCAGCCGCAGCAGCAGCAGCAGCGGCGUCUAUUACGACGGCCAUGCACCGGAGUGUUGCGUAUGCGGGCAGUGCUGCGGAUGAAGCGGCAGCAACAACCACUUUAAAUUCUGCCCGCAAAAUUCACCUGCACCACAACAACAAUAACAACAGCAGCAGCGGCAGUGGCAGCAGCAGCAGAAGUCCCGCUGCUGGUGGUGUCAGCAAACUAAAUAAGCUGCUCAAAACGGCGGCAACAGCGCGCUGCGGCUCAGAGUCGCCUUUGAGUGGUGCAGCCGCAGCAGCAGCAGCAGCAGCAACAGCAGCGACGACAAGUACAAUCACAAACAAUAGUUUUAGUAGUAAUAGUUUAAAUAAUACAAUAAACACGGCCACUCCAACGAUGCCAAUUGCAACAGCAGCAACAGCAGCAACAUCUUCUAGUGGCAACAGCAACAGCAACAGUGGCGACAUUUUAAAUGUUGCCGCUGCUGCACUGGCCGCCGUCGUGGACAAUGGCAAUGCGACAACACAAAAUGCGAACGAUGGUCGAGCACCGCGACAUCAUUUGCAUGGACGUAGCACAACGUCGUCCAGUCGUUCCCAUUCACGUUCGCCGAGCAGCUAUAGCAGCUCGCACAGCUCAUCAUCGGCCUCAUCGCACACAUCGUCGCAUUCGCACGCGUCCAGCCCGAUAUCGGGCAAUUGUGCCGAUGCAAUCGUUGGUGUCGGUGGCUUUGCAACAGCAACGCAUCGCAGUUCACGCAAUUUGCAGUCCUGUGUGACAGUUGGCAGCAACUCUUCAAAUCCCAGUGGCAAUGCAGGCGGCGGCGGUGGCGGUGGCUGUGGCUCCAGCAGCAGCAGCAGCAGCAGUUCUAGUAGCAGCAGCAGCUCCUGUUUGACCGCCAAUCCGGUGGUUCAUUCCGAAGAUAAUCGUCCGUUGGCGAUACGCGUUCGUAACCUGCCCGCCCGUUCCUCGGACACAUCCCUUAAGGAUGGUCUCUUUCACGAGUACAAAAAGCAUGGCAAAGUCACGUGGGUCAAGGUCGUGGGACAAAAUUCGGAACGUUAUGCGCUCGUCUGCUUUAAGAAACCGGACGAUGUGGAAAAGGCACUCGAAGUGUCCCAUGAUAAACAUUUCUUUGGCUGUAAAAUUGAAGUGGAACCGUAUCAGGGCUACGAUGUGGAGGACAAUGAGUUUCGUCCCUAUGAAGCUGAACUGGAUGAAUAUCAUCCGAAAUCCACACGAACGCUAUUCAUUGGCAAUCUGGAAAAGGAUAUUACAGCCAGUGAGCUGCGUGUACAUUUCGAAAGCUUUGGCGAGAUCAUCGAGAUCGACAUCAAGAAGCAAGGACUCAAUGCCUAUGCCUUCUGUCAGUAUUCGGAUAUCGUAUCUGUGGUGAAGGCAAUGCGUAAAAUGGAUGGCGAGCAUUUGGGCAGCAAUCGGAUCAAGCUUGGCUUUGGCAAAUCGAUGCCAACGAAUUGCGUAUGGAUCGAUGGCGUCGGCGAGAAGGUGUCCGAGUCGUUUUUGCAAUCGCAAUUCACGCGCUUCGGCACUGUUACCAAGGUCAGCAUCGAUCGUAUACGACAAUUGGCUUUGGUGCUGUACGAUCAGGUGCAGAAUGCUCAAGCCGCUGUCAAGGAUAUGCGUGGCACGAUAAUGCGUGGACGGAAGCUUCAAGUAGACUUUGCAUCGCGUGAAUGCCAGGAUGCGUUCUAUGACAAGCAGGAGAAGCAGCAGCAACAGCAGCAGCAGCAGCAGCAACAACAGCAGCAGCAGCAGCAACAACAGCCACAGCAGCAGCAGCAGCAGCCGCUACAACCUCAAACGCAGCAACAACAACAGACGCAGCAGCCCAAUGCGGCCUCUGCCUCCUCGCGCUUUAAUCGCUACGAGUCAUCACAGUCACGUUCGCGCGCCUCCUCCUUCAGUCGGCAUCAGAACUCGAACGAUGGCUGCUCCCCGGGCAGCAAUACGCCGGGCGGCAGCACUGCCACCACCAGCGGCAGCAACAGCAGCAACAUCUCGGCCAGCAAUGCAAUGCCAGCGCCCAGUCUUGCCUCGGCGGUGGUGAGCAGCAACAGUGGAGGAGCAACCACAGCGUUGCCCUCGGCUGUGGGUUGCUCACAGAAUGCUAUGCCCAUGUCGCCGGCGGCGAUGGUGCAGGCGCGUAUGCGUAUGGCGCGCAAUGCUAGGCACACCAUUGACUUUGAUUUCAACGAUGUGGGUCGACGGUUUCGCAACUUUGACGAACACUCGGGCAACAACAACGGCGCCAGUGGGAACAAUCAGUUGCAGGACGAGGAUGCGAGCGUGGCUGUACGCUCCGAUUCGCCUGUUAUUGCACGACUCGGACCCGCUGUCAAUAGCAGCGCCAGUGGGAGUGGGAGUGGGAGUGGGAGUGGCAAUCCAAUCAGCGAUACGCUCGAGGUGACGCUGAACAACAGCGGCAACAACAGUCGUCGGCGUUGUGAACAACAACAAGCUGACGAAUGCCCGUCCAGUGGUGAUGAGGGCGUGGUCAGUCCGCGCAAGCGCAUCAAAAUGGAUUACCAUCAUCAUCAUCAUUCCAAUGCCAGUGCGAUGCUGGAUCAGAAUAGCGACUCAUUGGCGUCUGGUCAUAGCAACAACAACAACAACAAGCCCAGUCCGCUGUCCAACUGUGAUGUAAUACAUGAUCCUCUAAAUCGCAAAAGCGAAAUUCGCCGCGUCUCCGAGGCGAAUAAGUUUGCAGCGAUUGCACCACCGCCCACACAACACCACAACAUGAUGCUCAGCAGUCGACGGCCAUCGAUUGAUGUUGGCGCCUUGUCAGCGCUGUCGAACUCAUCGGCCUUUCGCCAUGGCCUGGUCGGCGCCAGCAGCAUGGAUCAGCAGCAUCUGAUGAAUGCAUCGCUGGCAGCGAAACGACGUCGCGUUACAGCUAGCACGCUGCAGCUAUCACAGCCGCAGCCGCUGCAACCGCAGCAGUCGUCAUCGUCGUCGUCGUCGUCGUCGAUGUUGUUGUCGUCCUCAUCCUCCUCCGCCGCCAACACCAACAGCAGCAGCAACAGCUCUGGAUUGCCAACUCCGACGCUGGCAGCGCCUAUGCCCAAUGAUGAUUAUCAUCAUCAUGCGUCGCGUGGACGUGGCCAUCAGCUACAUUCCCAUCACUCACACGAAGCGAGCGGCGGUGAGAGCGCCGAUGGCUCACGGCCGGGCACGCCGCUGUGCGAUGAACGGCCAGAGGUGCUGCCCACAGAGCCGCGUCGUCUGCCGCCGCCCAGGGAACGGACACGAGAGCGUGUGCGCGAAAUAAUGUGGCUGCCAUUGCCCAAAUUUGGUGUGCUCUUCUUUCAACAGCAGCGGAAUGUGUGCAGCAGUGGCAGUGGCACAGGCAGCGGCGUGUCCAGCUAUCUGCAGCAGCUGACGACGACAGCAUCGUUGCUCAACAACAACUCUAGUCUAAGUGCAGGAGCUGCUACGACAUCCUCAGCAUCAUCAUCGUCAGCGACUGCGUCCAGCUUAUCGUUUCUGCCCUCUCCCACGUUACGUUAUUGGCGCUCCUCCAAUCAUCAUCAUCACCAGCACCACCAUCACCAUCAGCAGCAGCAGCAGCAACAGCAGCAGCAGCAGCAACAACAGCAGCAGCAGCAGCAGCAACAAAUGCAACAGCAACAGCUGCAACAAUCCUCGUCAUCCUCCUCAUCUAUUGGCCUGAUGGCCAGUCCGGCACGUCCUCGCUCGCUGAGCUCCAAUUCAAGCGAUUCGGAUGUACCCAGUGGCCAGACAGGCGGCAGCCCGUCGUUAGAUGAGCGGCUGCGCAACUUUGAGGAGAACUACGAGCGCUGGUCCGGUGGCAGCAGCAGCACCAAUCCCAACCAUGGCCAUGGCAGUCAUGGCCAUAGCAACAGCAGCCAGUCGAACACGAUGCCCUCGUGGCAACUGUCGAUGCAUUCGACGAACUACAGCGGUCUCAGCUCGUCGCAUCAGGGUGGUUCCGGCAACAGCAACAGCUCCAGCGGCACUGUCUCCAGUUCGACGAGCAACUCGCGUCAUAAGUUUCUUGACAUUGACGAGCUGCAGCCGUCGGAUAUCGUCAAAUCGCUGUUGGCCAAGAAGUCCGUCUUCGACGAUGACUUUCAGCGUCUCAAGAAGAACCAAUGGUACGAGCCGGCAAGCACUGAUUUUGGCACAGGCUCCACAACCUCAGCGAACGCCCGACACGGUGGCCUUUGCAGUGGCAAUACGUCUCCAGCUUUGCCCAAUCUGGCGGCCACUAAGACGACGCCCAUCAUAGCCAACUGCAGCAGCAGCAGCAGUAAUCUAGGCGGCAACAGCACCAGCAGUAGCAGCUGCAAGACGAGCGGUCUGCUGCAGCGUUUAAGCAGUUUGUCGCCCAUGAACUCGCCGCAAGCUUCGAUGUCGCCCUACAACAGUCCGUCGCCGUCGCCCUCUGUCGUUGCAGUUCAGUUGGCCAAGCCCAGCUUAAGCAGCAGCUGCAACACCAGCAGUGCAACAGCAGCAGCAGCAACCACUGCAGCAGCAACAGCAACGGCAGCAGCAGCGGCAGCAACAGCCGCUGCCACCAAGGGUUUGCAGUAUCCAUUUCCCAGUCACCCGCCAUUACCAAAUACCGCUGCACCGCCGCCGGCGAUACAGCCAGCGCCGCCACCGCCACCAGAGGUGCCCAAAGCAAAGCCAACCACCUCCUCUGCGGCCAAUCAACAGCUCAGCAAGAGCCUCAGUGUGCCAGCGGCAACGACAGAGGCGCGAUCUGUGCUGCAGAAGUCCGCCUCGGUGCCGGGCAGCACGAAUGUGGGCACGACUGGGAGCAGCAGCAGUAGCGGCGGCAGUGCAUCCUCCAACGGUAACAGUUCCUCAACAGCAACAGCCACACACGUACAAAAGCAAACGCCAAACAAUUCACUGGAUGAAGUGGAGUCCAAGGGCAAUGCCAAGAGCUCCAGCUCUAGUGCAGCAACAGCCUCGAGCUCCUCUGCGUCCAAGAAGAGCAGCAGCAGCGACAAGUCGCAUAGCAGCAAACACAAUAAUCGUUCCGAUUCGGAAAAGAAGUCCAAGAAGUCCUCCUCCUCCUCAUCCUCCUCAAAUACAACUAGCUCCGAGAAGCGUAAAAACUCGGCAACCUCGCAAUCCUCCAAGUCGGCAACGCCCAAAGUGGAGGAUGACACCAGCGAGUCAGAUGAGCCAGCUGAGAAGCCGGACAAGGAGCAGCCGCAGCCGCAGCCGCAGCAGCGUCUGGAGCGCGACAAGGAGAAGGAAAGGGAGAAAGCGCAGCAUAAGGAGAGGCAGGAGCGUGAUAAACGUGAGAAGGAACUGCGCAAGCAACAAGAGCGCGAAGAAAAGGAACGCAAAGCGCAAGAGGAACGAGAGCGCGAAGAGCGCAAGGCCAAAGAAGAAAAGGAAAAGGAGCGGGAGCGCGAACGUGAAAAGGAACGUGAGCGUGAGCGUGAGCGUGAAAGAAAAGCGCAAGAGGAGCGUGAGCAAAAGGAGCGCGAGGAGCGUGAGCGCGAGCAACGCGACAAGGAGCAGCGCGACAAGGAGCAACGCGACAAGGAGCAACGCGAGCAGGAGGCGCGUCAUUCACGCAUGCGCGACAUGUGCGCCUAUCACAAAAACAAGUCUGAGGCCAGUUCCGAGGCGAGCAGCUUCUACGCCCUCAAUGCAGCCACGCCCAGUGAGAACAAUAAGGAAAAUGCGGCUGCCACAGAUACAGCAACAACAGCAGCAGCAGCAGCAUCAACUGUUGCUGGCACAGUGGCAGCUGAAAGCAACAGCAACAAGGAUCGCUCACGCAAAUCGUCACGCAACUCGCCGGUGCCCAGCAGCGGACGCCAGCACAAGCGACGCCUCAGCUCGCAGGACAGCAACCACAGCAGCGGCGUCGGUGGUGCUGGACAGAAUCACGAGGAUUAUGUGAAGCGCAUACGCAUGGAGAACCCGAACAGCAAUACGAGCAAUCAGCAUCAGCGCCUCAGCGAUCGUCGCGACUCGAAGGAGCACAAAAGCAGCAGCAGCAGCGGCGGCUGCAAGGACGACAAGAACAGUUCGUCCAAGUCGCAUGGCAAUAGCAGCAGCAACAGCAGCUCCAAGCAUCAUCGCCGUGACAAGCAUCACAGCAAAAGCGCCAGCAGUAGCGAGAUCAACAAUACCGAAUUGGAUACCAAGCAGCAGCAGCAGCAGCAGCAACAGCAACAGUUGCACACGCUCAACACCAGCGAAGAGGAGCAACAGCAGAGCUCGCAGUCGCAGCAGCAGCAACAACAGCAGUCGCAGCAAGCGCAGCAACAGUCGCUGCAUAAGCAGCAACGUGAACAUCAUCACCAUGGCAGCUCCUCGUCCUCGUCGCGGCACAAAAGCAAACGUGAUCAUCAUCAUCAUCGCGAGAAGAAGCGGCAUUCGGUAGCCGAGUCCACCAAUACGGACGAGGAGCCCACGCACAAUCCGCACAGACGCAUCUCAGCAGCUGGCAGCUCUGCAGGCGAGCUCAGCUCGAACACAAAUACGCCCAGCAGCAAGUUGCAGCAACACCAUCAGCAGCAGCAGCAGCAACAGCAUCAACAACAACAACAACCGCAGCAGCAGCAAUCGCAUCAUCAUCAUCAUCAUCGUCGCAGCGUGGACCGCAAAUCGUCACGUGGCUCGGAUGAAGGCGGCGCCUCCUCGAAGAGCGCCUCGCAGCCACGCAAGAUGAUGCUCAGCUCAGCCGACUCGGAUGACACAGAUGAUGCGUCCAAGAAGCAUUCCAUCUUCGAUAUACCCGACGACUGCCCCAAUGUGUCCAUGUACGAUAAAGUGAAAGCACGCAGCUGCAAAAAUAUGCAGCGCCAAGCCGAGGAGAAGAAGAUCAAGGCCAAGUUCUCGCAGCUGAAGCAGUCGCGCGCCAAAAAGAAGCGCUCCACCAGCUACGACGGCGACAGCGACACUGAGUUCGAGGAUCGAAUGCAUCAUCGGAACAGCGGCAGCAGCAGCUUCCAUGGACGCAAUCAUGGUGGUCUGAGCAGCAGCGAUGAUGAUAUGGACGAUGCUGAUGGCUUUCGCAAAAUGUUGCACAGUCGCAUCUUCUCCGAUUCGGAUGCAGAUGGCGAAGUGGAUGCGGAGACUGAAGAUCUCAAUGCCAGUCGCAUGCGCCAGCAAAUGCAACAGAAUCUACGCCGUCUGUGCGAUGGCGAUGAUAGCUCCGAGGAUGAGAUUCGUCGCAAUGUGAUCAGCCAAGCGGGCAAACGGAAUUGCCAUUCGACGCGCAUUGCCUCCGAUUCGGAAUCGCAAUCGCAGCCAGCACCGGAACUGAUCAACAGCAACAUCAAACAGGAGCCAGACAUCAAGCAGGAGCAGAUCUCCGACAAUGAAAUAAAGUAUUCCAAAUCGCGUCACAACUCGCACUCCUCCAACGAGGAGCGCAAGAUAAAGACAGACUUCAAGAAGGAGUAUAACGAGUACUUCAAUACCAGCUACACGAACUAUGUGGGCGACAGCAGCUCGGCCAAGAUCAAGGAGUACUCCCCGGAGACGCGCAAGAAGCACAAGAAGAGCAAGAAGCGCCUCAAAUCCUCAGCCGAGAGUAGCUCCACAACUGUGGCGCCUGCGCCUGCCCCAACAAGCAGCAUUUUCGAUGUGACCGAUUGCAAACCCAAUAAAUUCGAUAGCUUCGACGAGUUGAAGACGGAACCGGCGACAAUCGCGACUGCUCUGGAGGCAAAUACAACCUCGGUGGCAGCCAGCGAGAGACGUAAGCACAAGGAGCGCAAGGAGAAGAAACGCGAGAAGUUGCGCAACAUGAGCGAUACCAAUGCUGGCGGCUCUGUGGAGCAACUGAGCGAAAAGCUGUCCAAGGAGGAGCGACAUCGACUGAAAAAGUCGAAGAAGUCCAAGAGUUUGGACACCUCUGCUCGCUUGUACAAUGUCAAUGCCUCCAAUGCCUCACCACCGACACCCACCACAGUGAGCACACCGGCCCGAGACUCUGCCAAACGCAGUGAGGACAAAAUGGAGGAUAUCUUUGGUAUUAUCUCCGAUGAGGAAGAGGAAGAGGAGGAAUCCCAGCUGACCGACGAGCAGCCCGACACGGCCAAAGCACAGCUCUCCACCACAGGACCCAUGGUGUCUGCUGCGCUGCAAACCUACAAGCAGGAGCCACCAAUCCUCAGCCUCAACAGCAGCAGCAAGGAGCCGGCAACACAGCAGCAGCAACAGCAACAGCAGCUGCAACAGUUGCAGCAUGAGGAGCUGGAAGUGGAGCGUAGUGAGCGCGAGCGACAUCGCAAAGAGAAACGCGAAAAAAAGCGACGCGAAAAGUCAGCGCGCGAACCAAAGCAGCAACAGCAGCAGCAGCAGCAGCAGCAACAACAACAGCAGCAGCAGCAGCAGCAACAACAACAUCAACAGCAGCAACAAAGUGCCAGCAAACUGGACGACGACAACAGCGUCGAUAUGGAUGAGGCGGGACGUGCGCUGGAGGCGCAGCUUAUGGACGACUUUGAUAGCAAUAAGCUGCCUGAAGAUGCCACGCCAUCCACAGCAACCACCUAUCGCAGCGAUAUGACGGAUGUUUUCCGUUUCUCGGAUAACGAGGACAAUAAUUCUGUCGAGCAGCAGCAACAACAACAGUUGCAGCUGCAGUCGCACGCUAGCGAUAAGCAGUUGGAGUCCAAGGAAUCUGUGCACAAGAGCAAGGACAAGAAGAAAAAGAAGAAACGCUCCAAGGAGGAGAAACAAGAGAAGCUCGAUAAACAGCAGCAACAGCAGCAGCAACAAUUGCAGCUGCGUCGUGAAUCAGCUUGCUUACCGCCAGCAACAGUUGCUGCUCCAACAGCCGCUACCGGCUCUUCAGUUAGCUCGCUGACUAUCAAUGUGCAGGCCGCCACGAAGCAUGCCGAGGAGCAGCUGGAGAAGGAGUCGAAACACAGUUCUCCGCUGUGCAAGCCAUCGCCCAGUUUGCCGUGCCUCAUUGGCGACGAUGAUGAUGAGGAGCCACCAAUACCGAUGCCUGUCGUCAAGCCGUCGUCAGCUAGCAGCAGCAACGGCAACAGCAACCGCUUGAACUCCUCGGAUACUCUCUCCCCAGCGCGUGAAAAGCCGCGUUUGAUCAGUCCCAUACCAAAGACGCCCACCAUCAGCCAGAGCAACACUUCCAUGUUGUCCACACAGUCGGCGGAAACGCCUGUCAGCAGUGGCGCAGCUCCUCUGGUCACCACACCCACAUCCUCAACAGCAGCUGCUGCUGCUGUGGAGUCGAAGAACGCCGUAGAGAGCAGCUCACCCACCAGUGCAGCAUUGAACAAGAAGAAGGAGAUGUUCAUACCCGGCUUCGAUGGGCAACUGGACUACAAGAUCAGCGAAUCGGCGGUGCAAUCCAUUUCGGCAGAGUUGAAUAGUGCAUUGCUCGAUGUGCUGGCCAAUGAGCCUAAGAUACCAGUGGCUUCGCCACCUGGAGCCAUCAAAACGCUGGACAAGCUUGAGGAUAGCAAGUCCCGAGUUACCAUCUCACAGGAGGAGACUGAGAGCGCUGUAUCCGCGCUGCUCGGCGAAAGCUUUGGCACAUCCUCAACGGCGGACUACUCGCUGGAUGGUAUGGAUGACAUGACAGCAACGGUUACGGAAGUGGUGGUGGCCGAACCCGAUGAGGAGGCGGCACUCGCGGCCAAGGCAAUUGAGGCAGCUGUCGAAGAGGUUGCCACAGAACCGGAACCCGAUCCGGAGCCUGAACCAGAGCCAGUGGUCGUCUCUGUGGGCGUAGUGCUCGAUGCCGAAGAAGUGAACAAAGCUGUGCAGAGCUUACGUAAUGAGGACAUGGACAUCAAGGCGGACACGCCACAAUCCGAACGCGAUCUGCAAAUCGACACAGACACCGAGGAGAAUGCCGACGAGGCGGACAGCAGCGGGCCCAGUCUCAAGAUUGAUGAGACAGCGCCACAGAACAGUGGCUCCGAUAAGUCAGCGUCAAGUGGUGCUGACAAGUCGCCUGAGCUGAGCAGCGAGUCCACUGCACGCUCCAGGCCGACAGUCGAAACUCCGCAGCCCACCGUCAUAACCAAACUGCCGAUUACAGUGCCUGUACCGCCAGCAGUUGCAGCAGCACUCCUUCCCAAUGCCAGCAACAGCAACAGCAGCAGCGGCACUAGCAACACCCCAACCAAGUCGAAUGCACAGCAAUUGCUGAAGAUAGAGCCGCCCACCAUAAGCAAGCUGCAACAGCCGCUGGUGCAGCCAGUUCAAACGGUGCUGCCAGCACCGACAGUGUCGCCAUCAUCAUCAGCAGCAACAACAACAGCAGCAGCAGCAGCUGCAACAUCAACUGCUGCUGUGGCAACAGCUGCUCGACCUGUAACGCCCGUCAUCAAUUUGGAUCUGUCCAAUGUGAUGGCCAAUUGCUCCAGCACCACGAGCAGCAACAGCUCGGCAUCGUUGUCCUUUGGCAGUCCAACGACUACGCAGAAAACCAUGCCACUGGCCUCCACGCCCAAGCAAACGCCAGCAACAUCGCAGCAGCAACAACAUCAGACCUUGCCGCAACGCACGCAGUCGCUGAUCAUGCAGCCGCCUACCAUAUCUAUACCGGAUCAAGCGCCACAUUUUGUGGUGCCACACUUGAUAUUGUCGCCGCAGCAGCAACACCAACAUCAACAACAACAGCAGCAGCAGCAGCAACAACAACAACACCAACAGCAAGCACCACCUGGCGCCUAUCUAAUGGGCAUGCGUGCGCCCUCGCCGCAUAGUCCGCUGUUGUCGCCGGGACGUGGCGCGCCUAAUCGCCAGCAUAGUCCUGCGGCUCGCCCCAUAGUGCCAGCACAGCAGCAACAGCAACAUCCGCUUUUGGCCUCGCCUACAGGUAACAGCAAUAUGAACAUGAGUCCGCUGCCUAGUCCCACAGCGCGUGGAGUUGCAACAACAACAACAACAACAUCGCCCACGACCAGUGGCAAAAUGCCAACACCUAACAGUUACCUUCCACGCCCACCGCUACAUCAGCAACAACAACAACAGCAACAGCAGCAGCCGCAGCAGCAACACCAGCAGCAGCCUUCACCCGGCAGCAUGCCCAAGUCUGUCAUUGAGCUGCAAGCGGGCGUAGCAGUUGCUGCUGGACAGGGACCACAAUUGUUGCCAUUGCCAUUGCAGAAGAUGCCGCCGUUGCCCGUGUCGCACCACCCGACAAUCAUUAGCAAAGUGGUUACUGUGCAGCCACAGCAGGCAAUACAAACGCAAGUGGCUAGCUCGCCGCCCAUGGGCAGCUUGCCGCCGCACAAGAAUUUGCAUGUAAAUGCCCAGCAACAACAACAGCAGCAGCAGCAACAACUUUCUCCACAAAUGUUGUCCAAGAUGAACGUGCAUCAGCAGCAGCAGCAGCAGCAACAACAGCAUCAACAGCAGCAGCAUCAGCAACAUAUGCAGAAGUACAUGCAGGCACAACAGCAGCAAAUGUUAGACCGCAAGCCACAGCGGCAGCAGCAUGUGCCGCAACAGCAUCAACAGAUGCAUCAGCAACAGCAGCCGCAACAGCAGCAGCAGCAGCAGGCACACCCGCAACAGCAACACUUGCAACAGCAAAUGCAACAUCCGCCGUUGUCACCGGGUCAACAUCAUGCUCAUCCUAUGCAACAGCAGCAGCAGCAGCAGCAUCAACAACAUCAAGCACGGCAGCAAUAUCAGGCGCAACAGCAGCAACAUCAACAGCAGCUGCAACACCAACACCAGCAGCAAAUGCAACAACAGCAACAACAACAACAACAGCAACAGCUACACAUACAAAAACUACAACAACAAUUGCACACAGCGCAUCAGCAACAGCCGCUGACGCACUUGACACCGCAGCCGCCUGUGUUUGCACAGCAACAGCAACAACAGCAGCAGCAGCAGUUGCCACGCAACGUGCAACAACAGCUGAGCCCAACUGGCAUCAAUCCAAGCGCACACAGCUCGCAUAGUCCACAGGCGCAGCAACAGCAGCAACUGCAUCCCGCAGCAAUACUGGUGCGUGCGCCCGCACAACAGCAACAGCAACAGCAACACCAACAGCAGCCACAGCAGCAGCAACAACAACAACAACAACAGCAAUCGCUUAAUGUUAUACAAAGCGCGCCAGCACAGAAAAUUAUUGUGCAACAGCAAAUUGUGCCUGCGCCAACAGCAUCUUUACACUAUCCGCCGCCACCUAAAGAGACGGCGGCCGCUGUAGAAGCAGCCGCGUUGCCGUUAAAGACGUCGGAGAGUGUUUCUGUAAUACGUACGCCCACGCCCACCAUAAGCCUGGCCAACUCUCCGCAGGCAACAAAGGUUGCAGCAGCAGCGGCGGCAGCAGCUGCAGCAGCUGCUUCACUGCUGACCGAGGAGAAUGUAAUCAAGAUCUCGCAGCCCAAGCAGGAUGAGCUAAUCGAGCAGGACUCGAAGGAGGUGGACAGCGACUACUGGUCUGCCAAGGAGGUGAACAUUGAUAGCGUCAUCAAGAAGCUUGAUCCGGCGACAGCAGCUGCAGCAGCAGCAGCAGCCGCCAUCAAGGAGGACAAUCACAGCAAACGAGCAGCAACACAAUUGCAGCAGCAGCAGCAGCAGCAACCACAACAACAGCAACCAGCUGCAGCUGAGUUGCCCACAGCUGAGGCAACGCCUGCAUUGGCCACUGAGCCGCCAGCAAUAGCAACAGCAGCUGCAGCAACAGCUGCUGCCAAUGUGAGCUCCAAUGAUCAUGAUACCGAGGAUGAAACCGAGACGCGUCAGCUGACAGUGAAAGCUCUAAAGCAACUGGGUCGACCGCCAAGCUCGCGUGGAACUACUGCCAAGCGUGGACGUCAGCCACGCGGCGCCAAGGCCAAACAGGCUGUCGUAUUGCCACCAGCCAGCACGGAGCCAAGUCCGUUACUGUCGCCGGGCGACAAUGGCAUGCAUACACGUCUGCGCAAACCCGUAACGGCGCCAGUGACGCGCGGACGCAAGGGUAGACCGCCGCGUAAUUUGUUGCUACAGCAGCAGCAGCUGCAGCAGCAGCAGCUGGCACAGCAGCAGCAGCAGCAGCAGCAGCAGCUUACACAGCAGCAGAAGGAGCUCGUUACGCCUGCAGUGGUGACAAUGCCUGUGCCCACAGCCGCUGAGAAGAAGGCCAGAAACCAGGCAUUGACGCAAGCCAGCGGCUCUAGUCAGGAUAUUUACGAGUUCCAUGACGACGUUGGCGAUGCAGAGCCAAAGGUAAAGGCAGCUCCAGUUGCUGUCACAGCGGCAGCAGCUGCAGCUGAUGACACACGACCACGGCUCAUACUGACCAUCAACAAGCUGAAGAAUAGCAGCGAACUGGAGACUCCAGCGGAGGCGCCGCAGCCACAACAGCAGCAGCAGCAGCAGCAACAACCGCAGCUGGAACACAACACGGACAGCUCGGAGUCGUGCAAUACGCGCAAGUCGCGGCGUCUGCAAGAGAAGGAGGAUCGCAGCACUGUGGACGACAUUAUCGAGGAUGUAGUGCGCAACACCAAUACACAACAGCAGCAGCAACUUCAGCAGCAAUUGCAACAGCAACAGCAACCGCAGCAGCAACAAUUGCCCAAGGGUGCACAAACGCCACCUCGACGCUCUGGUCGCCAUGCCCAGGCUAAGAAGACAGAUGCUGUACAAACGCCCAAUGCUGUGGGCAGACCUCGACGCUCCAAGGAACGCAAAACCAUUUGUGAGCCACCAGCUGGCUUGCAAGAGGAACCGCAGCCACUCUUGCUGCCACCGCCCGUGGCAGCACCAGCAGCAGUGCCAGCUCCAGCAACAACACCAGCAGCUGUUGUUGUUGAACCGCCAGUGCCUAUGCAACAGCAACAGCAACAGGUGCAGCAACAGCAACCACAACAGCCAGCUGCUUCACACAUUACCCAUGUGCCGGAGGUUAAGGAAACACCGCCAGCUCCACCCGUGCAGGCAAUCGCACCAGCAGCUACAGAGCCAGUGCCAGUGCCACUGCCAGUGCCACUGCCACUGCCACCUGUUGUGCUAUCGAAGCCAACGCCGCAGCAUCCUAAGAAGAAGGCGAUUGCAGCAGCCGAAAUUGAAUCCUACCAGGCCAUCAAUUCGUCUAUGCCGCCCAUGCAUCAAACCGCCGCACCGGCGGCCACACAGAAGAUCACAGGCGGCGCCGCAGAUGCGGUUAGCAAAGCUCUAAUUGAUCCGGUUACGGGCGUCAUUACGGCGGGCAUGCCGCAGGGCAAGGAGGGCAAUUUGCCGGCUGCCAAUGCAGCGGCACCUGCCAACAGCAGCAAUGAGGUAGCGCCACUGCAGCAGCAGCAACAGCAACAUCAGCAGCAGCAACAGCAAAUGCAGCAGCAACAACAACAGCAGCAACUGCAAAUCAGCGCCACGGUCAUAGCGCCUGCCACGCCCAUAACAACACUGAGCAAGCCCGUGCAGUUGCAAGUGCAAGAGGCAGCAGCAACAUUGCUCAACAAACCGGUCAGUGUGCUAGUGAAGAGUAAUGCCACGCCUGCACAACCCACACAGAUCAUACUGCAGCAGCAGCAACAACAACAACAACAACAACAGCAGCAGCUGCAGCAGCUACCCCCGCAGCAACUACAACAACAACAACAGCAACAUGUUCAAGCCAAUAAGCAGCCGCUGGUGAUGACAACUGUGUUGCAGCACGCACAGCACACAACGGUGCGUCCACCGCAACCACUGAAAGCGCACGUGCUCAAUCGCGAGAAAAAUCUGCAACAACAGCAGCAGCAGCAACAACAACAGCAGCAGCAGCAAUUGACGCCCAACAAACAGCAUCAGCAGCCACCACAUCCAGGUCAUAUGUUGCUCACAGAUGCUGCGGGCAAUCAACAACUGUUGCAGCCAAAUCUGAUAGCGCGUCACAUGCUCGGCCAACAGCAACAGGCGCAGCAACAGCAGGGACAACAGCAACAACAUUUGUUGGUCAAUAUACCACCGCCAACAGCGCAUUCGCCACACUCGCCGCGCAUUACAGCAGCACAGCAUGCGCAGCAGCAGCAGCAGCAGCCACCAAAUGGACCUCAACAGCAGCAGCAGCAGCAGCAACAGACGCUGGUCAUCAAGCAGGCCACAGCAACAACACCAACUGUGCAUCCACAAAUACUGCAUGUGGUUAGCUCGAAGGCUUCAGUGUUGCCCCCCACACAACAACAGCAACAACCGCCGCAGUUGUUGGCGAAACAGAACUUUGGCUAUGCUCAGCAAGCGCCAGCACAACAACAACAGCAGCAGCAACAACCACAGCAACUGUACAAGCAGAAGACCGCGCAGCCAGUGGUGCAAAUGCCACCGCACAAUCUGUUGUUGCCCGCACAUGCUAGUUUGCUGUUGCAGCCCAAGCCAGCGGUGCAUUUGCAGCCGCAACAACAUCAACUGACACCGUCGCCACCACCAAACAAGCCCAUUUCAGUGGUGCACAGCCUACAGGCCGUGAGCCAAAUGUUGCCCGGCAGCGUGGGCAGUCCGCCACCAAUGAAACCAGGGCAGCAACAACCGAACACGGCAGCAGUUUUGCGUACGGCCAUACCAAACAUCAGUCCGCAAGGACAGCCCCGCGUCUCGCCGCUGGUAUUGCCGCCAGGCAUGCCAGGCGUGCCACCCUUCGAUGCCAGCCUGCAUGAUUUGGGUGCUUAUGUCAGCGGUCGGCGCACACAGAGUCCACCGCCAGCGCAUCAGCAGGCAUCGCCCAUAACACCGAACGAUACGGCUUAUCGUGGUAUGACUGCAAUGCUAUAUCAGCAUCACAUGAUGCGCAGCGGAGACUAUGAUGAUAAGAUAAUCAGCAGCAGUCCGCCAUUGGAGUUGCGUCGUCCAGGCAGUGGGCCACCACGCACCAUAGCCGUGCCGCACAGUCUUCAAAGUCCACAGGAUCGCACCGCAGCGGACUCCCCGCAAAUGGCCCAAGUCUAUGUGCACAAUGCUCGCAUACCGCACGCCCACUUCAGCGAGAUGGCCACACGUGGCGGCUACUAUGAGAGUGGAGGCAUGCAGCUAGAGCCACCGCCAGCACAUCGUGCGGCUGCCUCGAUAAGUGUGGUGGUGCCACCACCGCCUAGCGUUGCUAGCGGCAGUCCGUAUAUCAGUGGCGGUGCCUCUGUCUCGGUGUCCGUGCAGCCAGCUCCACAUAGUCUACAUCCCAGCCAAGCCAAGUUGUUGGAGCGUGAGCGUGAGCAGCGUGAACGCGAAAGGGAGAACGAGCGCCUGUCCAUGGUAGCAGCAGUUGCCAAACAACAGCAGGAACAUCUGUCCGCCUCUGUUAUGCACGGCGGCAUGGAGCUGCCUGCGCAGCCACCACCAGCCGCUAUGGCACCACCGCCGGGUGACUCACUGGUCACACUGCUGCAACGCUAUCCGGUCAUGUGGCAAGGCCUGCUGGCCUUAAAGACCGAUCAGGCGGCUGUUCAGAUGCACUUUGUGCACGGCAAUCCAAACGUGGCGCGCGCCUCGCUGCCCAGCAUGGCCGAGAGCACAACGCCCCAAUUGCGCAUUGCGCAGCGUAUGCGACUCGAACAGACGCAACUGGAGGGCGUGGCCAAGAAGAUGCAGGUGGACAAAGAACACUGUAUGCUGUUGGCGUUGCCAUGUGGACGCGAUCAUGCAGAUGUUUUGCAGCAUUCGCGUAAUCUGCAGACUGGCUUCAUUACAUAUCUGCAGCAAAAAAUGGCCGCCGGAAUUGUGAACAUACCUGUGCCGGGAAGUGAUCAGGCAGCAUACGUGGUGCACAUAUUCCCCGCCUGCGAUUUUGCCAAUGAGAAUCUGGAGCGUGCUGCGCCCGAUCUCAAAAAUCGUGUUGCCGAACUGGCCCAUCUAUUGAUAGUCAUUGCCACCGUCUAAGUAAACGGAAGCAUUCAUCCUCUGAUCUGCACACAAAAAACACAAAUGUGACUAUUAAAAACAAUCUGACACGUCUAUUGAAAACCAACUGCUAAAACAACAACAACUGAAAAGUAAAAACGCAUGUAAAGUAAACAACCAACCAAUACAACAACAAACAACUACCAACUACAACAAAGCAAAACAAGUUACGCUCUUCUAGUAUAUUAAGUAAUUUUAAAUAGCGUUUAAACAACACAAAAGUUUAAAAAAGCAAAACUAAAAACUAAAAAAAAAAAC